UCGCCUAUGGAGAAAGAAUAGGAACCAAAACGCUUCAGUCGAUUUGAAUCGAAAUUUUGACGAAAGUUUUGGAAAAUAUGGAACAAGUCAAGAGCCAAGCAGCGACAGUUACUGCGGGCCAUACCCUUUUUCGGAGCCAGAGACUAAGGCACUAUCGUCUUUCAUCUUGCCUAUUCGAAAGGAAGUGAAAUAUUACUUCGCUAUUCACGCCUAUGGGCAGAGGAUUAUUAUUCCGUAUGAGGACAGAAUACAGCACUUGGAAAAUUUUGGAGAAAUGGAGAAUUACAGCCGACAAGCGAUACGGAAGAUGUACUUACGAAACCACGUUAAAUUUUGCACUGGAACUGUGUAUGAUACUAUGGGUAUAAGAAUGUCAGGAACUAGCGCAAGUUGGAUGAAAAAAGAAAUGAAAGUUAAAUACGCCUACACAGUUCAAGUGCGUGACAACGGGACGUAUGGCUACGCGUUGCCGAACGACCAGCUCCGGCCGAUGUGUGAGGAGACCAAAUUGAUGAUGCAAGAGCUCAUGACGGCCAAACCGAGAUACGUCAGAUCACUAUUCGCGGAUGAUUCUAAUGUGAAUGGAAUGUUCCUCCCGCUUAUGUUGUUUUGUGCUAUCGUAAUUGUAACAUUGAAAUAA
Molecule: messenger RNA, 640 nt
Organism: Cydia splendana
Lineage: Eukaryota; Metazoa; Arthropoda; Insecta; Lepidoptera; Tortricidae
Product: carboxypeptidase A5-like
Exons: 5
Coding region: 275-640 (121 amino acids)
Biological process (GO): proteolysis
Molecular function (GO): metallocarboxypeptidase activity; zinc ion binding
Source: RefSeq, a predicted model, not a curated record